Molecule: messenger RNA, 914 nt
Organism: Erigeron canadensis
Lineage: Eukaryota; Viridiplantae; Streptophyta; Magnoliopsida; Asterales; Asteraceae
Exons: 5
Coding region: 291-734 (147 amino acids)
Source: RefSeq, a predicted model, not a curated record
CACUAUCCACCCACCGCCCUCCAUCACCACGACCUUCCAUCUCCACCACCGCUAGCAAGACCAUGAUCGCCACCGCUAUCAAGACCAUAUUCGUCGUCCAUCACCACCGCUUUCCCCCUUUACUGCGUCAGUUGGGUUUUUAAAAAGUGGUGGUGUUAUUGGGUGUAUGCUUCAUUGCUAUUGUUGCACACGCAGAUACGGGAUAUUCUAAUAGUUCAUUAUAACGAGAGUCAUAAUGGCAAAGCUCAACCCAAGUACCUCUACGGACGGGGACAUUGAAAACAGGGCUCAUGGGAUUACAUCAGGGUUAUACUUUAUUUGGUGCCUUAGUGGGAAUGAAAACACUAUUGAUUCUUCUUCACUACCAGUCAUUAUCAUACAACCUCAAGCAUUUGAAAGAAUGGUGGGCUACAUGUUGUUAUAUUGUUUCUCAUUAUAAGGAUGCAAUUAACGUUAUGGAAAUCGGGCUAUUGUAUACUUUUGUACAAUAUUGGGAGUCAGUCAAGAUUGGUCGACCUAAAUGUCGUGUAACAAAGCGGUUUCAUCCAGAGACGAAGCAAAGGUCUUUGUUAUUUCUGGUUAUAUUUUAUGAGCCAGAUUGGAAUCCUCAUGUGGACAAGCAGGCUCUAUGGUGGGCACAUAUAAUUGGUGUAGCAAACCCGAAUUUCAGCAUGGGUCGUCAAGGUAGAAAUUACAUACAAGUGAUAUGCUUGCUCUGUUUCUAUAUUGCUUGAGUGUAAAAUUCCUUUAUGUACAAUGAUGCAAAUGUUGUCUAAUAGAGGUAAACAGAGGUAGCCUCUUUUACAACUAUAAGUGAUCUUUCAAAUUGAUAAGCAUGUAAAAAUUCUGUUUCAUAAAAGUAUUGAUCUUUUAUUUGAGUUGAAAAGUGGAAAUACAUAUUGAAAUUUUAUUCC